UGUGCCGGGAGAGCUGAGCGAGCGAGCGAAGCGGGAGGAGAGCCGCCGGGCGCUCGGCACGCUCCGCUCCUUCCUUCCCUCCCUCCCUCCCCGGCGGCCAAGUGCUGCAGCAAGUUUUGCCGAGCACCUGUGCGAGCAGCUCCGAGCCCGGUCCCCCCGAGGGGGCUGCGAGAGGGGCAAGGUGCCCGCCGGCGGGGCCGAGCCCGCGCUGCCUCCCUCCCGCUUUCCUCUCCGCCUUCGCCUUCGCCUGGCUCCCGUUCGCCUCGGCUCCUCUAUGUCCGAUCCGCUUUCCGCGCCCGGCGCCGGAGGAAAGUGACAAAGCUUCGUGAAUGUACAGCAUGAUGAUGGAGACGGACUUGCACUCCCCCGGCGGAGCCCAGGCCCCCGGCAGCCUCUCGGGGCAGAGCGGAGCGGGAGGAGGCGGUGGCGGCGGCGGCGGCGGCGGCGGGGGUAGCAAAGGCGGCCAGGACCGGGUGAAGCGCCCCAUGAACGCCUUCAUGGUGUGGUCGCGGGGCCAGCGGCGGAAGAUGGCCCAGGAGAACCCCAAGAUGCACAACUCGGAGAUCAGCAAGCGCCUGGGCGCCGAGUGGAAGGUGAUGUCGGAGGCCGAGAAGCGGCCCUUCAUCGACGAGGCGAAGCGGCUGCGGGCGCUGCACAUGAAGGAGCACCCGGAUUAUAAAUACCGGCCCCGGCGGAAGACCAAGACGCUGCUCAAGAAGGACAAGUACUCGCUGGCCGGGGGGCUGCUGGGCGCCGGCUCGGCCGGGGGCGGCCCGGCGGGCGUCGGCGUGGGCAUGGGCGUCGGCGUCAGCCCCGGCGGCGUCGGGCAGCGCCUGGAGAGCCCCGGCGGCACGGCCGGCGGCGGCUACGCGCACAUGAACGGCUGGGCCAACGGCGCCUACCCGGGCUCGGUGGCGGCGGCGGCGGCGGCGGCGGCGAUGAUGCAGGAGGCGCAGCUCGCCUACGGCCAGCACCCGGGCGGCGGGGGGCACCCGCACCACCCGCACCCGCACCACCCGCACCACCCGCACAACCCGCAGCCCAUGCACCGCUACGACAUGGGCGCGCUGCAGUACAGCCCCAUCUCCAACUCGCAGGGCUACAUGAGCGCCUCGCCCUCGGGCUACGGCGCCCUGCCCUACGGCUCCCAGCCCCACCAGAACUCGGCGGCGGCGGCGGCGGCGGCGGCGGCGGCGGCGGCCGCCUCCUCGGGGGCGCUGGGCGCGCUGGGCUCGCUGGUGAAGUCGGAGCCCAGCGUGAGCCCGCCCGUCACCUCGCACUCGCGGGCCCCGUGCCCCGGGGACCUGCGGGAGAUGAUCAGUAUGUACUUACCGGCCGGGGAAGGCGGCGAUCCGGCGGCCGCCGCCGCCCAGAGCCGGCUCCACUCCCUGCCCCAGCACUACCAGAGCGCCAGCACGGGGGUCAACGGCACCGUCCCCUUGACGCACAUCUGAGCCGGCCCCGGCCCCGGCACCGGCACCGGCAACGG
Molecule: messenger RNA, 1489 nt
Organism: Cygnus olor (mute swan)
Lineage: Eukaryota; Metazoa; Chordata; Aves; Anseriformes; Anatidae
Gene: SOX1
Product: SRY-box transcription factor 1
Exons: 1
Coding region: 330-1454 (374 amino acids)
Biological process (GO): regulation of DNA-templated transcription; anatomical structure morphogenesis; cell differentiation
Molecular function (GO): DNA-binding transcription factor activity, RNA polymerase II-specific; RNA polymerase II cis-regulatory region sequence-specific DNA binding
Source: RefSeq, a predicted model, not a curated record